Phoenix dactylifera (date palm) is the source of this 2716-nucleotide messenger RNA. RefSeq names its product putative inactive DNA (cytosine-5)-methyltransferase DRM3. Lineage: Eukaryota; Viridiplantae; Streptophyta; Magnoliopsida; Arecales; Arecaceae. Gene Ontology annotation, cellular component: nucleus. The record is from RefSeq and is a predicted model, not a curated record.
UACCAUCAACGGUUUCGAGUUCACAUGCUCUUCUUUGUUUGCGCUCCCAAGAAACGCCUCUCGGUCUUCCUGCGCGACGCAGCGAAGCGCGAAUUCCGAGAAACUAUUGGAGGUCUCAUCUUUAGAGCGGUGAAAUUGCAACAAAAUGGUUAAGGUUGAAUGCACAGACAGCGGGAAUUCUUCAGAUGUUGAGAUUUUGGAUCAAACUGUGCCUUUGGUUGGUUCCUCAGGUUCAAAGCCCUGUUCCGGGCUAAACUUAGUAAAGGAGGAAACUCUUCCCAGCUCUUCUAGCGGUCAUUUAAAAUCAUAUUUUAUUGGAAUGGGAUUUUCGCCAGCUCUUGUUGACAAAGUUAUCGAGGAAAAUGGUGAAGAUCAUACUGAUUUGCUACUGGAAGCUCUUCUUAAACAUUCUGCCCUUCAGAAGUCAAGCCCCAAUGCAUCAAAUUCUCUGGAUGGGUUCUCCAGUUUUGACGAUGAAGAUGAUUCACCUCUUGAGUUCACCACAGAUGAUAGUGAGGAAAAUCAGGAGCUCAAUGUGCCUUCUAAUGUUGAUCCGGACAAGAAGUCAUAUCUAUUGACUAUGGAUUUUUCAGAGGAAGAAGUUGAUUUGGCAUUAAGUCAACUUGGUGAAAAUGCUCCUUUAACAGAACUUGUAGACUUCAUAGUUACUGCCCAAUCAGAAGGGUUUCCAGGACAAAAAGAAACAAAUGCCUCAUGUAGUGGUGAUGUUGGGAAGAAUGAGGAAAAUACCACCGAGGCCCUGUUUGGGAUGAUGGACAAGACCCUUUAUCUGCUUCAAAUGGGUUUCACUGAAGAUGAAGUAUCAUCAGCUGUUGAUAAUUUUGGUCCCGAAGUUCCAAUGUCAGAGCUUGCUGACUCAAUUUUUGCUAGCCGAAUUGCUCAUAGAGUUGAUAAAGAAGAGGAUGUAGUAAAUGAUGGAAUUAGCAUAAAAAAUGAAUCAGAUUAUCUGGGUAAUGCAACAGAAGAUUGUUCAAAAUUCUAUUUUUCUGUAACUGAGACAUGGGAAACCAAUGCAUCAAGUUCACAUGCUAAUUUUGACGAGUAUGAAGAAAAAGCCAGAAUAAAAAAGGCUAAACAUGUGGUGGUAGAUGACAAAACAGCUUCCACCAGUAUCGACAGGCAGGCAAGAUUGGUUAAGAUGGACUCAGCCUGCCAGACCAAGUCUAAGUCAUACAAUAGGCAAAGGGAUUCAGCAGAAGCAGACUGGAUUAAAGAGGAAAUGCCUGAAGAGAUGACACCUAAUCACUAUGGGAAUGUUGUCCUACCAAGACCACCUUAUUUCUUCUAUGGAAAUGUUGUGGAUGUCUCACAGGAGACAUGGAGAAAAUUAUCACAAUUUCUGUAUUUGACUGAACCAGAAUUUGCAAAUACUCAAUUUUUUUCAGCCAUUAUCAGGAAAGAAGGAUAUAUUCACAAUCUUCCCACCAGGCCCCGAUUUCACAUCCUCCCCAAGCCACCUAUGACAAUUGAAGAUGCACUGCCACAUACAAGAAGGUGGUGGCCAUCAUGGGAUACUAGGAAACAGUUAAGCUGCAUCAGUUCUGACACCGCUGGUGUUGAUCAGAUGUGUGAGCAGCUUGAGAAAAUGCUGAGGGAUUCAGAAGGAAUGCUGUCCAAAGAACAGCGGGCAAACAUUCUUCAUCAGUGCAAAACAUUGAACUUAAUAUGGGUUGGCGAACACAAGUUGAGCCCCAUCAGACCAGACCAAGUAGAGCGCAUUUUAGGCUAUCCAAUGCACCAUACUCGGAUUUGGGGUCUGGAGCCAGCUGAAAGACUCACGGCACUCAAAUAUGGCUUUCAAACUGACACACUAGGCUAUCAUCUUUCUGUCUUGAAGGAUUUAUUUCCAGAUGGCUUGAGGGUCUUGUCUGUUUACAGUGGAAUUGGAGGUGCAGAAGUUGCCUUGCAUCGGCUUGGUAUUCACCUUAAAUGCGUUGUUUCAGUUGAAGCAUCUGAUAUUAACCGAAAAAUCAUGAGGAGGUGGUGGCACAGCACUGAUCAAUCUGGAGAACUGAGGCAAUUAGGAGGCAUUGAGAAGCUGACCAUUCGGAGGCUUGAGGAUUUUGUAAAUGAAUUCGGUGGGUUUGACAUCAUUAUUGGAGGGAACCCGGGAACUUGUGCUCGUGGAAGUUCGAACAUGAAUAGCUUAAUGGGGAUGGACCUAAAUCUUUUCUUUGAAUAUGUCCGUGUAUUUCAACGGGUGAGGAGUAUAAUGGGAAGAAACAGCUGAUGCCUGGUUUUGUCUGUUACCUUGUUCUUCUUAUUCAUUUUAUUUAAAUGAACAGGACGUGUUACAUUGAAAUGGCAUGGCUGUUAAUAGUCAGCACAACAGCUGUGUGACCGAUUCCUUUGCGGCAGAUCUUCUUAGAUGAUUUGCGUGCAAUAUAUUGACUGACAUUGCUUUCAAAAUCGUCGUCUGGAUGCUUGCCGACGGGACUGCUUCCUUAUCCACUAUGUGAAAUGAUUAGAGCAAAAGCAGACGGAAGUUGAUAAGAUCUCUAGGAUUGACCAAGAACCUCAUUGAUCCUGGGAUUUGGUUUAACAUAUUUUUAACCACCGAGGCUCUUAUAUGAGAACAAUCUGUAUCAUAAAGCUGGUGGUUUUUCGCUGCAUCUACUUCAUUGAUAAAUAGAUGUGGAAUUUUCUACUCACAGGCAUUGCUUAAUAUAUAGCUCAUGGUAUUUACUUGUGUCAA